Messenger RNA from Penicillium manginii, 1191 nucleotides. RefSeq names its product heme-dependent oxidative N-demethylase family protein. The record is from RefSeq and is a predicted model, not a curated record. The transcript has 5 exons. The coding region runs from base 1 to 1191 and encodes 396 amino acids. Lineage: Eukaryota; Fungi; Ascomycota; Eurotiomycetes; Eurotiales; Aspergillaceae.
AUGGAGUUCUUCGACAUGAUCUCGCCAACGGCCCUCUCAUUGCCAGGCAACCCACUCCCAAUUUUAGGAAUACUGGCUUCCCUACUAGCUUGGCUUUUUCUCAAGGGCUUCGCGGUGAAAAAUUCCAAGGUCGAUUCACGAAACCACAAAUCAGAGGGAAAUGAACCAUUUGUCACGCCACUUCCUAAUGCAAUUCUUGAUGAUCCAACUGCUACAUCGCCAAAGCUGUAUAGACCAUUCCGCCAUGGUCCAAAUUUUAUCACGAUGGGGAUCCGGAAAUUGGGCUGGGACAACUGGAUCGAAAUGGACUCAUACUUUCUUCGAUAUCACGAUAUGAAGGCAGCGGAACUGAAGGAGGAAUUCCACGAACAUGUCAAAUAUGUCGACAACGAGGCUACACGAGAUGCCUGUUUUGAAUUGAACGAAGAGUUGGUGCGCUAUUUGACGCAUCGCUACCCAAAAGUAUAUCGACUGGAGGGAGGAAAGGUGCACAAUAGCCUGACUAGCGAGAGCUUUGCAUUUCCCGCGGCAACCCCCGAUGAAGCUCUGGCAACCUCAGCUUUGCUCGUCCAAGACGAUCUAGUGAUCAUGGUGAAAAAUGAUGAUGGAGAGUAUCACCUCGACGCAGCUGCGGUUUGCCUUCCCGGGUUCUGGCGUCUAAAAGAAAAGUUUCGCAUGUCGCUUGACACAUUGCACUUCGAGGCUGGUGUCCCUCAUUACGCAGCGAAAUUGCAAAAAGCCAUGAACAAGUUUUUCCAAAAGUUGACUCCAGACAAACCCGUGGAAAGGAAUAAUUUUUUCAUCCAGUUAGACGAUGGAUUGCACUGGUCCCAUCGCAUGGGAGACCAGCAAGGCACUGAAGUUGCUUCAUGGGCUACAGCCAACAGCAGAGGUCUUGCCGUGGACGAGAUCCACUUUCGCAGCGAGCGACAGACAUUACGUCGGCUACCUCGGUCAAACGCGAUUGUGUUUACGAUCCGCACAUAUUUUGAGCCGGUGACUAAAAUCGCCCAGGAGCCGCAUAUCCCCGGCCGUUUAGGGGAGGCAAUUCGAAGCUGGGAUGACACUGUCUCCUUUUAUAAGGGAAAAUCACACUGGGACAAGAUUUUACUGCCGUAUCUCGAUGAACAAGACAAACUGCAGAAGGAACGUGGGGAAAUCCAGAGCGAAGAGGCCAACUUCCCAUAUUAA